AGUGAGCGUUUCGUCGGAGAACGCCACCCACAACACGAUCGGAGAGUGCGGCCGUUGAGUUCUCCACCGCUUCCCCGUGACGCGCAACCGGGAAUCUCGCCAGAUCGCUCCUCUCACGCACACGAAGUUUUUUUUUACACGGUUUUGUCUGCGGUCGCAACGUCCACACGAUGCGCUCCUCGCCGCGUCUCGCCGUACGUAUUGUGCGCUGCGCUCCCCUCCUCACCCGCGCGGCUGUCCGGGCCCCUCUCCACUCCGCCGCGUCUUUCUGCGCACCGCUGCACGUCUCCCGACGCAACUUUGCGAAGGUCUCGUCCAUACACGGCAAAAUCGACCCCCCGCCUGGCGGCUUCGUGACGGACGAUUUGAAGGUCGACAUGAACGCGAGCAUCGGCGGUGCCUUUGCCCGUGGCGUCUUCGCGGCCCGCGAGAUUGGCUACGGCCGCGAGGUGAUGAACCUGCCUGCCUACUGCAUGUACAUCUCCGAGGGCGAGAAGCAGCCGCUGCGGGAGCAGGUGCUGAUUUUAACGAAAGACAUUUUUAGCAAAGUGGUCUUGGGCAGCCCGGCGGAUCAGGAGUACGUGAAGCAUCGCAUUCUCUCCCUCAUGUCGGGUGGCUUCUCGUACUUCACGCGAGAGCGCGAUGUCUUCGACUUUGCGGAGGAGGUGCGUGCCGCCGGGACGGAGGGGGCCAUCCGCAACGGGUCGAACUGUUUGCUGGGUGGGCAGUUCUCGUCCUACGACUUGCAGCGGCUUCCUCUUAUCGUGGAGUUCAACCGCUUCGAGGUGGACUACCGCGGCCGCCGUGGCAUCUGCCUCUUUCCUGAGGCCUCGUACCUGAACCACAGCUGUGAGCCGAAUGUGGAGCUGUCCAUUACGUACAACAGCGCCAAGAACAACUUUUACCUCAGCGCACGCGCAGUGCGGCCUAUUCGCGAAGGUGAGGAGCUGUUCAUCAACUACAUGCCGGGAAACAAUCUACCGUUGUCUCGGCUUGCAUUGGCCAUGAAGAAGCGUUGGGGUUUCGAGUGCUCUUGUGUGAAGUGCAAGAGCCGCGCUGUCGGUGCUGUCACGGUCGUUUUCGUUGUACUGCUCAUCCCGAUCAUCGUGUACAUCCGCCGGUUUAUUGUCGAGCGCACAAAGGAGAAGCACCGAAGCCUGUGA
Molecule: messenger RNA, 1163 nt
Organism: Leptomonas pyrrhocoris
Lineage: Eukaryota; Euglenozoa; Kinetoplastea; Trypanosomatida; Trypanosomatidae
Exons: 1
Coding region: 171-1163 (330 amino acids)
Cellular component (GO): nucleus
Molecular function (GO): protein binding
Source: RefSeq, a predicted model, not a curated record